This is a messenger RNA of Fusarium odoratissimum NRRL 54006, 4234 nucleotides long. RefSeq lists its product as uncharacterized. The record is from RefSeq and is a predicted model, not a curated record. The transcript is spliced from 2 exons. Bases 923 to 2788 code for a protein of 621 amino acids. Lineage: Eukaryota; Fungi; Ascomycota; Sordariomycetes; Hypocreales; Nectriaceae.
CGACUACGUACCCAGACCUCAAGUUGCUCCGUUUCUCGAAUUCAAUCCACACCAGUUCCAUCUGAACAUCAUUUCGGACUUCACACUUUGAUGAUUGCCCUGUUUCCAACUCCUGACGUACCUCUACGACCUCGAAUACGCCUCCAAGAUUCCCCCCAAACUUACGAGCACACGAUAUCGACCGUUACCCCUCCGUAAAAGCCCCCCACGAUCCCAGCUGCUUUCAACCUCUUGCCCGCUUUACGCCAUCCAUUUACACCUAACUCCGACCCCUAUCGUUCAUAUCAGGACCGGCCUACGUCAAAUCUGGCCAAUCUCUCUACUUUCCAUCUCCUAUCAACUGUGACGCCUAUAUUCUUAGACCUCUUCAAAUACGACAAUUUCUUCCAUCAGUAGCUUGCCUCGCAACACUCGCCAAUAAACGAGCACGCCUUGCCGAUCGUCACGUCCACAACUAUCACGAUUCUAAGUCGCACACUCUCGAGCUGGCGCCUUUUCAAUCGAUCCUUUAUUACCAAACAUACGCCAAGCUACUUGCCAGUCGCUCUAUUUGAGACCACUACUCACCACGACCAGGCGAUUCUCGAGAUCGCACUCUGCUUGUCGAAGGCCCUGUGGUCUACACUAGGCGAUGCGGCGGGGAGGGAGGACCUCGUGAACUAAAUCUUAACUGGGGAUCGAGGUCGGAAGUACCAAUUGUUUUUAUUGUCGACAAAGUUGUGCUGGAUCAAAGCUCAUGCUGUACGAUUAAAGCCAUUGUCUGUUCUGCGCUUCCCUACUAACGCCUCCAACCCCCCCCUCGUCUCUCGAUUGCCCUCUCCCUAUCCUUGUUAGUCGAGCCACCUGCCCGCGAACUGCAGUCAAUCGGCUUUCUCUACCCUUAGAAUUGGCGCCUUGUUGUCUAAUCAGACCUGCUCUGGGGAUGGAUCCCAGAUUUCCAGUUUCUCGCGAAGAUCUGUACAGUCUGCAGAUGGAAGUGAAGCAAGUACAAUAUACUCAGAGCAAUCAUGCUGAACGGCUUCUUCGAUUGGAAAAGAAACAGGCGGAUGAUGCCGCGUUGAAGUCUGUCUGGAACUCUCCCUUUCCAGGUGUCUUGAGUGGCACACCUCAAACAGGACCUGUUUCCAUCCCACACAAUGACAUGUUUGAUGACUUGGAUGAGCAAGGCGAGGAGCUUCUAGGAUCUCUUCAUCUUGGACCAGCAGAGGAGGAGCCGGUUCGCCGAGGCGCUGCUUCGCGGGCUAAUAGUGUUCGAUUCGACGAAAGCGCCCUGCACGGAUCCAGUUGGGGAGGCCCAAGUAAUCGUCACUCGGGAGAUUUUGGUCCUGUUCGUCCUGGAAGUGGCCUUUUGAUGGAGCGCUCAUUAUCUCACAAGUCGGAUGGACGACAUAGUUCUGCUGGACAUUCAGUUCACUCUCACCACUCGAUUGCUUCUGGUCGGGCUAGCAGCUUAGGCCUUGAUAACAACUUUGCUGUUGGCGACGACGAUGAUGAUUCGUUCGACAUUCCUGGCCCCCCUGCGGCGUUUUACGUCCUCGGCACAGUUCCUUCGAUCGUUCGAUGUUGGUUAACCCCUAACUUUGGCCACUCAACACUCCUCUACGCCGACGUUUGCAGUGGCUCGCAAAAGUCCAUGGUUGAGUAUUCUCUACUCAGAGAGUUGGAUCUUGUAGAUCAGAUCCAUCGCGAGGUUGACGGUGCAUAUCGCGUUAGGUUGAAUGUCUACUUUGCAGAGGCCGUGGUGACACAUCAUGGCAGUCGCUCUAGUAGUCCUCAUGGGCCUGUCCCUUCAAUCACUGUCUUUUUCGAGGUCCAUGGAGUGACAGAGCAGCCUAUUCAGGCCGUAGAUCGCAAAGCCAUUCGAAUCUACUUGGGCAGCGACGCUCUCCGAGCUCAUUCCGCAGAUAUUCUAUUUUCCCAGAAUACCAUGACCCUUCGUGGCGACGAGCGAGAGCGACUUCAGGUCCCCUUUGUCCGACCAGAGGAUGAAAACGUGUUUCGGAAUAUUUGCACCAUCAACAUGGUCCCGGAGAAGCCCAAGUUGAAUGCAAACGCUGCUCCUUUCGUCUCUGGGGAUUUCAGCCAGGCUAGCCAGGAGAGUAUCCCUGACAUGGAGGCUCCUCAGCCGGAUUAUGAGUCUCGAAGCGAAAUGUCGCCGAUGGCAACUGAGGUGGUUCCUGAUAAGCGACCCAGCUCCAGAGGCAGUGUGUCUGGUGUGGAGAGUGAGAGAAGGUCUCGUGGACUCACCAACGGAGAUCAGUUAGGUCCUAAGGAGCGUGCUGCUGAGCAUUCUGCCUCCGAGACUUCCAGGCGAGAACCCCUUUCAGGCAUUUGGGGAUCAUGGCGCCAUGGAUCAGGGAAUGGAGUGGACGGCCCGCAUAGAGAUGGUUCAUUGAGUGGAUAUCAACCUGCCGGUCGAGGCCGCAACAUGAAAGUUCUGAAGCCCCAGAAGUCGGCCUCAAGGACAGUUUCUUCUUAUGAUGCCUCUUCGUCCAAAGGCCCGGGAGACGGUCGACGCAAGAGUCAAGUUAGCGUUGGGGAGAACGGUGGCACUCCUGCCAAUAGAUGGGAGGCUAAGCGAGCGGUGAGUAUGAGCAGCGAACACAAAGCGCAAUCGCAGCCACAGUCGCUUCCACCUCCAAGUCGUGAUGGUCGCAGCGCCAACGCCAACGCCAACGCCAAUAGCAACAAUUCCCUGCCUAGGUCUGCCAACCCUGUCGGAGUUGCUUCAGCGUUCUCAUGGAUGACACCAACGUCCAAACCCAAAACAACCGCGGGCUCAGAGUAAUGGGUUUGGAUGGCUUGCCAGUAGUCAUCCCUUUCUUUAUCAGCUUUGUAGACUUUCAGGUCCCUUGAAGUUCAUUCUCUAGUCUAUGGAGACCAUGAAUGGGCAGACUCGAAGAAUUGCAGAAUCGCAAUGACCCAUCCGGGUUUCAUAAACAGGAUUGAUAAUAACGAUUGCGACUUGAUGUAAUAAAACGAAACAAAACAGAAAAUAAGAAAACAAAUAGAGGCAAAGGCGAUUCGAUGCUUUGCUAGAAAAGCAAAGAAGAGAAAUUGACAGCAAUGAUGUUUGUACUAUGCAAAUGUAUGUCUAAUCUAUCAUUAAAUAAGUAUGUCACUGCGCCUAGAUCUUGGAUCCAGGAGGCAAGGCUUGCCAAACCUUUCUGGUGUCUGCAAUUGACUCCUUGACAACACCAAUCAGUCCCUUGAAAGCAGGAUGUUGCGAAUCUCCCACACAUUCAUACAUCCAGCUCUCGCUCGACGUGACCGUGAUUCCGGGCUCAGCGCGCAAUCGAUCGAGGGCAAUGUCGACUUCGCGGGGAUUACAGCUCGACACUCCAUCAGCAAUGACAUAUACCUUAUGCCCUGCGUCGCGCAAAUCGAGCGCUGUCUGGGUAAUGCAAAUAUGCGACUCAAUACCAACAAGAGCGAUUUCGGAGCCCUGAGGUAGAUCGACGGUGAUGGAGGGGAUGGACAUGGAGAAACGUGUCUUGUCGUGUGGUGACGAGGGGAGGAGCUGCGCGAGAGCUGAAACCGUGGGACCAAGCUUGGCUGAGGUUUGGGUCGUGGUUACGACGGGAACGGAGAGAGUGUUUGCGAAUUUGAGGAGCUUUUGGGUGGUGAGGACGCUGAGGUUGAUUAGCUGAGUGGCGUCAAAUGAACUUAGGUCGCCAUACAUGCUAUCGAAUUCGUGAAUGACAUGGCGAAACUUUUCUUGAAUAUCGCAAACGCUAUCCCACUCUUAAUUAGGUGUUUCUGUCAGAUCGAAAGUAAUGAUACAUACAAGAUCCUUGGGUUCUCUGACCGCCGCAAGUCAGCAUCUCUCUUCCUUGUAUGUGGCCCAUAUCAAAUCAUAGUACUACUUACUGAACCGCAGCUCAUUCUGCGCUGGUGAAGACAUGGCGCGAAUCUGGUGUAACGUAGAGCCAGGAGCAGGACGAGUCACGGCAGUGCCUUCUAGAGAUGUGCUAACCAAUCUCAAGGUCGCUGAAUUACUGAUACUUGCUGCCGCAGCCCGCGAACCUAUAGCCAACCGAGAUAACCCACGUCGAGAAAUGACAGUCGAGAGAACUUGCAUAACGAGAUCGCAAGGCUAAGAUCGAGGAUUCACCAAGUCGAUACAAUGAAUGGAAAAGAAGAACGUACAGAUUAAGUUCCAGCCUAUGGUUAAGAUCUCAAUUCCAGAAAAAAAAUCGAGAUCUGAGACAUUUGGAGGUGGUUGAGUUCCAAG